AUGAUUGCAGAGUAUGAUGUGAUUAUGCAAGAUCAUGUUAGACGCAUUCAGGAUCGUGAAAUUCGUUAUCAUUAUCUUGGACAUAAAAUUCAAAAUGAGUUCAUUUCCCUUUUGUCUCAAAGUGUGAAAAAUUCUAUCAUUAAGAUCAUUAAAGAGGCUAAAUACUUUUCCAUAAUUCUUGAUUGUACGCCUGAUGUGAGCCAUCAAGAACAAAUGACCCUCAUAGUUCGAUGUGUUAAUAUAUUAAAUAACAAAGUUAAAAUUGAGGAGUUCUUUUUGGAGUUUCUAAAAGUGGAUGAUACAUCUGGAUUAGGACUCUUUAAUGAACUACAAAAUGUUUUGAAGUCUCUUGAUCUUAAUGUUGAUGAUGUGAGGGGACAAGGUUAUGAUAACGGUUCUAAUAUGAAAGGAAAGCACCAAGGUGUUCAAAAAAGAUUUCUUGAAAUUAAUCCAAAAGCAUUAUACAUGCCUUGUGCUUGUCAUAGUUUAAAUCUCACUCUUGGUGAUAUGGCACAUUCUUGUGUUAAAGCUAUUUCUUUUUUUGGAGUUUUACAACGCAUAUAUGCAUUGUUUUCGGGUUCUACAAAGAGAUGGAAAAUUUUACUUGAUAAUGUUCCUGGAUUAACUGUGAAAUAUUUAUCAAAUACUCGAUGGGAGAGUCGAAUUAAAAGUGUCAAAGCUAUUAGAUUUCAAUGUCCCCAAAUAAGAUUGGCUUUGUGUGAAUUAUAUGAAUCUUGUGAAAAUGAUGCAAAGUCAAAAAGUGAAGCUGAAAGUUUGGUGAAUGCACUCUCAAGUUUUGAGUUUUUGCUUGGUGUUGUGAUUUGGUAUGACAUUUUAUUUUCUGUUAAUAUGGUAAGCAAGAAAUUACAAUCUAAGUCUAUGUGCAUUGAUACUACCAUAAGGCAACUAGAAGGUGUGAUGUCCUACUUUGAAAAAUAUAGAGAUGAAGGCUUUACAACUAGUAUGAAUGUAGCUAAAAGUCUUGCACUUGAAAUGGAUGUGGAGCCUAUCUUUCCCGCAAAACGUCGUGUGAUUAGGAAGAAUUUUUUUGGAGAGAAUAAUGAGAAUAACGAAGUUGAAUCGCCUGAGAAGUCAUUUAGAGUCAAUUAUUUUUUGGUUGUGGUAGAUAUGGCAAUUACUUCUUCGAAGAAUAGAUUUGAGCAAUUGAAGACAUUUGAAAGUAUUUUUGGAUUUUUAUAUGAUUCAAAUAAGUUAAAGUCAUUAGAUGAUAAUGAGUUGAAAGAAUGUUGUGCUCAUUUUCAUUCUACCUUUUCUCAUGGCAAUUCAUCAGAUGUUGAUUUAGAUGAUCUUUUCUCUGAAUUAAAAGUCUUACAAAUGACUUUGCCGACAGAAUUGUUAUCCGCUACUGAAAUUCUUAAGUUUGUCAAUUCUGCAGAUUGUUAUCUGAAUGCUUCAAUUGCUUAUAGGAUUUUAUUAAUUGUGCCUUUGACCGUAGCUUCAGCCGAAAGAAGUUUCUCAAAGCUUAAAUUAAUAAAAACGUACUUGAGGUCAUCAAUGUCACAAGAAAGGUUGAAUGGUUUAGCAACAUUAGCUAUUGAGAAGGAGAUGAUAGGAAACAUUGAUGUUGAUGUUAUUAUCAAUGACUUUGCAUCUCAAAAUGCUAGAAGAAACCGUUUCUUAUGA
This is a messenger RNA of Hibiscus syriacus, 1644 nucleotides long. Its product is annotated as zinc finger MYM-type protein 1-like. Lineage: Eukaryota; Viridiplantae; Streptophyta; Magnoliopsida; Malvales; Malvaceae. The coding region runs from base 1 to 1644 and encodes 547 amino acids. The transcript has a single exon. Gene Ontology annotation, molecular function: protein dimerization activity. The record is from RefSeq and is a predicted model, not a curated record.